AGCCGUUUUGGCUCAAGCCACCUUUGGCUCGGAGGAGCAGACCCCGUCGGGGUAUCGAAGGCGCGGCCGACGCCAUGGGCGGAAGCAAGCCGCGUGGGAUCAAGUGCGCGCGCAAGCUCGUGAUCCGGCGUCGCUCGCAGCUCUGGGCGGACAAGGACUACAAGAAGGCCAAUUUGGGCACCAAGUACAAGUGCAAUCCUUUCGGCGGCACGUCGCAUGCGAAGGGCAUCGUUGUGGAGAAGAUCGGCAUCGAGGCCAAGCAGCCGAACUCCGCCAUCCGCAAGUGCUGCCGGGUGCAGCUCAUCAAGAACGGCAAGAAGGUGGCUGCAUUCGUGCCCCGCGACGGCUGCCUGAACUUCGUCGACGAGAACGACGAGGUGCUGAUCUCCGGCUUCGGCCGCCGCGGGCACGCCGUCGGGGACAUCCCCGGCGUGCGCUUCAAGGUCGUGAAGGCUCGGCUGCACUUGAGGGGUGGCGCUCUGCCAGGGUUGCCUCAGGCGCGAGGCUUCCGGUGGGCGCCAGGGGGGGCCACCCAUGCAGCCCAGGUAUCUGGCGCAUCGAAGGAUCGAGGCGGCCAGCGAGUCGUCGCUUCUGGUUUCUUUGGGGGCCAGUUUCAGCUCUGGGCCUCGGGACCGUCGGCAGAACGAUGCAGGGAAGUGGGCCGAGUCGACCGGGGCCCUCGCAUCGAACAGCAGCGAAGCGCCUGGAUGACCUGGGAAGCGCGCAGGCCGCCACUGCGGCACCGCACGCCACCAUCGGCGGGCCGCGCACCAGAGGGUCGCCGUUGUCCAGAUUUAGGUGUUGUUAUCCUCUGGCCCGUAAUGGCCGUCACCGGGCCCCCCCCCUCCCCGCGUAGCGAUCGUACGUAUGGGGGGGUAUGGCAGCCCCCCCCAUUCUGAUCGCGCGCAUGCUAUGGCCAUCGCAGUGCACACCUGCCCCGACGUGCCCCACCUCGCCCAAACGUUCCCCUUAACCGAUGCCCGAAUUCCCCCCCUGUGUGACGACCUUGGCCGGAAGUAAUGGGAAAACAAUUUCUCGGGGCUCAAGAAAGGGGGGCAAUGCAAACGAGGGUUAGCCAGAGAGCGCCGGAUUUUGCAGGAUCCUGCAGGGCCAGGGUCGUAUUGACCCGGGCUAGGGUGCAGGAUCCUGCAGAAUCUCGCAGGAUCCUUCGCAUUGACCCAGGUUUGGGUGCAGGAUCUUGCAGGAUCUUCCAGGAUUCUGCAAGGCCUGACGGACCCGAGUCUGGAUUCACCCGGGUCAGACGGAUCCCCGACUCUUCAUCGGCGGGCCGCGCGCCAGAGAGCAGCUUGCCCAGAGGGUCGGUCCUGCAGUGCAGCCGUGAGGUGGCCGGCUGCGGCCUCGGGGCGCUCUACCGGGAGAAGAAGGAGAAGCCGCGCUCGUGAGACGGCCGCGGCGCGCGGGGGCACCAGACGGCCGGGCGCGCGCUUUCAACGGAGGGCCUCCUCCUCCCCGUCCUAUGCCUCCUGCGUUGGAGACGGGUGGAAGGACUGAGAGAGAAACAGGUAAGAUGCAGGGCCCCCCAGACACGCGGCCCUGCUCCCUGACUCGGCGCUCGCCGUGGCAGCGGCUCGGCCGCGGGGCCGUCGGCGCCUUCGCCGGGCCCGUGGCGCGGGCAGCCGAGCGCCAACGUGGCGCUUGCCCCGAGCCA
Prorocentrum cordatum is the source of this 1669-nucleotide messenger RNA. Lineage: Eukaryota; Dinophyceae; Prorocentrales; Prorocentraceae. The record is from the annotation of a GenBank genome assembly.